Molecule: messenger RNA, 10740 nt
Organism: Acipenser ruthenus (sterlet)
Lineage: Eukaryota; Metazoa; Chordata; Actinopteri; Acipenseriformes; Acipenseridae
Product: adenylate cyclase type 1-like
Exons: 20
Coding region: 347-3706 (1119 amino acids)
Biological process (GO): intracellular signal transduction; cAMP biosynthetic process; adenylate cyclase-activating G protein-coupled receptor signaling pathway
Cellular component (GO): plasma membrane
Molecular function (GO): adenylate cyclase activity
Source: RefSeq, a predicted model, not a curated record
CUCUGAGAUAGGAUGGGAUCCCACUGUGCUCUGCUAUCUUUACCCUAUUUCUAUGGCUGUGUAAUUAGGGAUACUGCGUGUGAUCUACUUGUUGUGCUCAUUCCCAAGGAUUCCUAAAGCGUGUACACCUCGUUGGUUACUUUUUUCCCCAGACAACAAGAAUCAACCUGUGGGUGGUGGUCGCAUCAGGAUGUUAUAUUUGUGGCUCUGGCAGGAAAAACAUUGUCUUCACUGAAGCCAUUAAAAUCUAGAGCGCUUUAAUCCAAACACCUGCUCUCCAAGCAGCAUUUAUGAAAGGGGGCGGGGGACACACAGACAAAGUGUGCAAGAGAAUUGAUUUCGGUUUAUGAAUGGCAGUGACAUGGAGGAAAUUCCGUUUCAGAAAGUCAAAACCAGGAGGAAGAAAGGCCACUGUCCCCUUAGAUCCCCUUUACACGAUAUCGCCUGCGAGGACGAGUUUGAUUGCAAAGAGCUGGAAUCUCUUUUCCAGAAUUACAACCUGAAAUUGGAGCAGACCUCGACUCUAAAAGCACUGGCCGUUUUGAUCAUAAUGACUUCAACUUUGGCCCUGGUGGAACUGAUGUCUGGCCCCAGCUUGACUAUUUCCAAAGGGUCCCAUCCAGUUCACUGCAUUAUUUUCGUGUCACUUUUCAUCGUCACCAAUGUCAAGUACUUGCAGGUGACCCAGCUGCAGCAAAUCGUCAAGCUGACCUUGCUCUUUAGCUUUACUUUUUCUUUCCUGUGCUGUCCAUUUUCACUCGGAGCUUAUGGUUUGGAGCCACCGACCUCCUCAGAGAAGGGGAUGUGGCAGUUAAUGUUAAUGACAUUUGUCGCUUAUUCCUUACUGCCAGUGCGGACUUUACUGGCCAUAGUAUUUGGAAUUAUGGUAUCUGUAUCUCAUAUCAUUGUCACCGCAACAUCUAUCACUGCCAAAAGACAGCGACUAUGGAGAACACUUGUAGCCAAUGCUGUCCUUUUUGCCAGUGUAAAUCUGUCUGGAGUGUUUGUGAGGAUUCUGACAGAAAGAACUCAGAGAAAAGCCUUUCUUCAGGCCAGAAACUGCAUAGAGGAGAGGCUGAGGCUGGAGGACGAGAAUGAGAAACAGGAGCGACUUCUAAUGAGCCUUCUGCCCAGAAAUGUGGCAAUGGAGAUGAAGGAAGACUUUUUAAAACCUCCUGAAAGGAUUUUUCACAAGAUCUAUAUUCAGAGACAUGACAAUGUCAGCAUCCUGUUUGCAGAUAUUGUGGGCUUCACAAGUUUGGCCUCUCAGUGCACAGCCCAGGAAUUGGUGAAGCUUUUAAAUGAACUCUUUGGAAAGUUUGAUGAGUUAGCCACUGAAAAUCACUGCAGGAGAAUCAAGAUCCUUGGGGAUUGCUAUUACUGUGUUUCUGGACUGACCCAACCAAAAACUGAUCAUGCUCACUGCUGUGUGGAAAUGGGAUUGGAUAUGAUUGAUACCAUCACGUCUGUAGCCGAAGCUACUGAGGUGGACCUGAACAUGAGAGUUGGACUUCACACAGGGAGGGUGCUUUGUGGGGUACUUGGCCUCCGCAAAUGGCAGUACGAUGUCUGGUCCAAUGAUGUGACCCUAGCAAAUGUAAUGGAAGCUGGUGGUUUACCUGGGAAGGUUCACAUUACAAAGACCACCCUGGAGUGCCUCAAUGGAGACUAUGAAGUAGAACCUGGAUAUGGCCAUGAGAGAAAUAAUUUUCUACAGAAGCAUAACAUUGAAACCUUUUUUAUUGUGCCAUCUCAUCGACGGAAGAUAUUCCCUGGAUUAAUCCUUUCAGACAUCAAACCUGCCAAAAAGAUGAAAUUCAAAACCGUUUGCUACUUACUCGUUCAGCUCAUGCACUGUCGAAAGAUGUUCAAAGCAGAGAUUCCCUUUUCUAACGUUAUGACUUGUGACGAUGAUGACAAGAGAAGGGCGCUCAGAACAGCUUCUGAAAAACUAAGAAAUCGCACUUCCUUUUCUACCAAUGUAAUACACAACACCCCUGGCACAAGGGUAAACAGAUAUAUCAGUCGACUCAUAGAGGCACGACAGACUGAGUCAGAGAUGGCAGACUUACAUUUCAUCACAUUAAUGUACAAACGUGCUGAGCGGGAGCAGAAAUAUCAUCAGCUUCACGAUGAAUACUUCACCAGUGCAGUAAUUCUCUCACUGAUCCUCGCUGCCUUAUUUGGCCUUGUCUACCUUCUAAUAAUACCACAGAGUACAGUUGUUCUUGUCCUCCUGGUAUUCUGCAUAUGUUUCCUAGUUGCUUGUAUUAUGUAUCUGCAUGUCACUAGAGUACAGUGUUUUCCAGGGUGCCUGACCAUACAAAUUAGAACAAUUUUGUGUGUGUUCAUAGUGGUCUUAAUUUACGCAGUGGCCCAAGGAUGCGUGGUUGGCUGUAUGCCACGGAUUUGGAACAACAACUCCAGCAGUUCUAUAGUGAUCAUCAACUCCAAUGGAGUGAAUAAAACAAUGGCAGAGCUGCCAUGCGAUACAGCCCACUAUGCUUUUCUCUCGUGUAUCGUUGGGACUCUAACCCUUGCAAUAUUUCUACGUGUUUCCUCAUUGGUAAAAAUGAUCCUGCUCUUCUUUGUCACUAUUUUGUAUAUAGUUAUUCUUGAAAUCAGUGGAUUCAGAAAAUCACUGGGGGGAGGUUCAUUUUACUUACGAGGAUAUGAACCCAUUUUAGCAAUGUUGCUGUUUUCCUGUGCUUUGGCACUUCACUCCAGACAACUGGACCUCAAGUUACGUCUGGACUACCUCUGGGCUAUACAGGCAGAAGAGGAGAGAGAUGACAUGGAAAGAGUAAAGCUUGACAACAAAAGGAUUUUAUUUAACCUACUUCCUGCACACGUUGCACAGCACUUUCUAAUGUCCAACCCAAGAAAUAUGGAUCUAUACUACCAAUCGUAUUCUCAAGUGGGUGUGAUGUUUGCUUCCAUUCCCAAUUUCAAUGAUUUCUACAUUGAGCUGGAUGGCAAUAACAUGGGUGUGGAAUGCUUGCGCCUAUUAAAUGAAAUCAUUGCUGAUUUUGAUGAGCUGAUGGACAAAGAUUGUUAUAAGGAUAUUGAAAAGAUUAAAACUAUUGGCAGCACCUACAUGGCAGCAGUGGGGUUAGUGCCUACAACUGGAACCAAGGCCAAAAAAUCAAUCUACACUCACCUAAGCACAGUGGCAGAUUUUGCUAUAGAGAUGUUUAAUGUACUAGAUGAAAUCAACUACCAGUCAUAUAAUGACUUUGUCUUAAGAGUUGGUAUCAAUGUUGGACCUGUAGUGGCAGGAGUCAUUGGGGCCAGGAGACCACAAUAUGACAUCUGGGGAAACACUGUUAAUGUAGCUAGCAGAAUGGACAGCACUGGAGUUCAAGGGAAAAUACAAAUAACUGAAGAUGUGUAUCGAAUACUCACGAAGUGCGACUAUGAGUUUGUGUGUCGGGGGAAGGUCAGUGUGAAAGGAAAAGGAGAAAUGCUGACAUAUUUCCUGGAGGGGAAAUCCAAUGGUCCUAACCUACAGACCAGGUCAGCGAGUCUUGAAAAGAAAAAGUACCCUUAUGGGAGAGCCAACGUUCAAACAAAGUUGGGCACUAGCUGCCCUUUAGUAUCAUCUGUAGCGAGUUUCACAGUGAAAGCUGGCCUUGGAACCAUUCAGGCCUCUAAUGCACUCUCAAACCAGACUGCGCAUUGCCUUCCAUCUGAGCAGGAAGCAUGAAAACAUACCAUUUUGGUCAAGGACAAGUUUUGAUUACAAGAGCGGCACAUUAAGCAAACUAUACAAUAAGUCUAUGGAAAGGCCAUCUCAAUAGAAAUUUCAAUUCAGUUAUGCCUGAAUUCUCAUCGGAAGGUGUUAGGUAAUCCAAGGAUCACUGCAAUCCAACCAAAGAGAACUUUGGGUUCCACUUAAAAUAACUUUUGGAAAGGUAACAAGGGCUAACAGUUUGUUAGGGCAGGUCCUAAUUUGAAGUUUGAAAGUGCUUAUACUUUUUACACUCUUAAUGUGCUUUUUUCCUGUUACCCAAACUGGAUGGACCAAAGUAAACAAUAAACAUUUCCAGUAAAGCAUCAGAGUUUAAACGGAGAAUAAAAGAUUGAAAUAUACCAAAAUGACUAUACCGGUAUAUAACAAUAAGUCAAUUUUACUUAAGAAGGCAAGAAAUCUUCCUUUUAUGUUUCUUCAAAAUGUUCUGUUACUUGGAAGAGAAUGGGGCUGAUUUAAUCAACAUACUUUGACAUUUUAAGAACUUUACAUGAUAUGUGAUACUAUGUGUGAUACCCCAAGCCAGUAAUAAUCAAAAGAGUAUAAAAUGUUCCAUUCCAGUCCACGGAGACUAAUAUGUAUUUUCAUCCUGGGGGUGGAGAAUGGGGGGAACGGGGUAAUAUAACUGCUGUUAAUAGAACCAUGAAUGACAUUUCUUUAUGCCAAGAUGGAGUGGUCAUUAUAACCCUACAGCUAACCAUGUAAUAAGCAAUCCCCUUUACAGCCUUAAUAAUUAGACUGACCUCCAAGAAUUAAGAAUAAAGGAAUGUUGGGUCCAUCUUACUUCUUGUUAUGAUUGCAAACAUGUAGUAGUUUCUCCCCAAUGGUUAAUUAUUCCCCCAAUCCCACUCAAUACUUCAUGUUCCUCUUUUGGAGGAUAUUUUGUUAUUCCCUGCUUCCAUCUGCCACUAGGAUCAGAAUGAAAGAGAUUUAAAAUCUGACUCAUACAUUACUAUUGGCAGCAGAGCAAUAUCAAUAUGCUUUAAAAGGCACAUAAGGACCUUUUUAUUUUAUUGUGUUACAUGUUCCCAUGUGUUGCUACAACGGUUUAUGUAAGGUGUGUGUAUUGUUUUAUUGUGACCACUUUUUUAAACUUUUAAAUUGCAUUUCCUGCCUCAAGAUGGCCUCCCAUGUACCCGCAUGGACCUCUCAGAACUACAUUUCCCAUCAUCCUCCUGCUCACUGGUAAGAAAUUUCUAUGGCCCAAUCAAUCUGAUGGAUGAGUAACAUAAAGAGCAUCCAAGUGAUGCCCAGUGUCGUACAGCAUUUUUUAAUUUAGGAACAAAAACACAUGUUAUCUCUGUUUAGUAUGUUGGUUGAUGAAAACUAUUCAUGCUUAAUAGGUAUAUGAGCAAAUAGCCCAAAGGUUAAGCAUGAUAUAUUUAAUUCUACCCUGUCAAUUGAAAUGAUGGUAUUCAUGGCAAACCUAGUUGAGGUGAGAAAAAAGUGUGAGUACAUUCAACUCAAUUUAAUGUUGAAGAUAGAUAAGUAGAAAGAAAACAGUAAAGGUGAAGUAAACCCAUAAAGAGGUACAAUUUCACUUUUGGACAAUGUACAAAACAUAUACAAAUACAUGCUUAAUACUCAACAAGAUAAGAAUGUAACUGAUUUCCACUUUUUACUGAAGGCCAUGUUAAGUGUGAAAAAGAAAAUACAGCUCACCUUUAAAGUUCCAGGCCCCUGCCAGAAUAAUAUUCUGAAGUACAGUAUAAUAUGAAAAAAAAACUGCGGCAAAAAAAGCAUUGUGUCAAAAUCUACAUAAUUAUUGUUACAGCAGUGGUCACCCAGUGUACUGUUAAGUUGACAUAUUGUAAAUAUGGAUCAUACUUGAGGAUCUCAAAAGGCUCUCUCCUAAUACAGAAUUGCAAUGAUGAUGUUUUCAAGAAAUGUUUUAAAAUGUUGCACUUACAAAGGUUUGUUUGGUAUUUAUUUGCCCAUAGUGUAAAUGGACCAUCAUAGAUUCCUGAAUGCAUUCCAUAAUCCAUACAGUGUGAAAUGCAGUACUAGUAACUUGCCUGAUGUUUCCAUUCUUACAGUACACACUCAGGAACUAAUUAGUUCUAAUCUUCCAAAUGAAAUGUCUUAAUAUGAUAUCAUAGGGGAACAUCUUCAAAUGUGCUAAUCCCUUAAAAAAAAGAAACAUUUUAUAUUAAUGUAGACUUUUGAUUAUACUUGAUUAGUUCAGUGGGACAGGAACAGGCUGAUACUAUGGGACGACCUGGAUUGUUUUGUUUGUGGAUUUUGGGAAGUAAAUAGAAAUGACACAGCAAGGGUUUUCUACAAUUAGGUUCUGUGCAGAACAGGUUUUUUAGGAUGGCGUUAUCAAUAGUGGAAAUCAGAGUGUCUUGUAAUUUUGGACUGAUAUUAUUAUCAUUAUUAGUGUAGAAGAUGGUAUAGGAGAGUUCUACCUUCUCUGAAACCUGUUCCUAUAUAUAUAUACUGUAUAUAUACAGUGUCUGUGUAUAUAUAUAUAAUAUAUAAUCAGUCUUUUGCUUUAAAAAAUAUUUUGUAUUGCAGUGUGAUUUUUUUUUUAAUUUAAUGAUUAAAAAAUAUCUGUGUUUUGUUGCCUUAUUAAUUUUUAACCAUCUACAGUGUUUAAAAUGUUUGCCUUUUGAAUAUUCACUUCAAAUAUGUUGUAAAUAGGUUGAACUACACAGUAUACAUGAUGUAAUCUGCAGAGAAGGCACACUUUCAAACAAAAUGACAAGUUUUUAUAAUGAAUCAACUUUUGUGUAAAUAUAAAACAGUAUAGCCCAGAAGUUUAUAUAUACUGGAUUGAAUUUUUUAAGUAUAUAAAAAAAGCAUUAUUACUGGUCAAACCAUGCACACAGUAUAAGGCAAAUGUUAACAUCCUCAACCAAUAAUGUUAAGUGGCAAUGAGCAAUUAUAAUUUCUGCCAACUAAGAUUGAACCUGCCAUUAAUUCAGUAAAACAUACAGUUUAACUUAGCCAUCUUUUAAAAUAAAAUAACAUUUUAUUGAUAUUGCAAUAAACUACAGUAUAUAAGCUAUAUACAUGGUAUUAGUAUUAUGCUGGGUAACCUGAACAAACAGUAUUUACAUGUGUUCUCCCGAAGAAUAUCAAAAUCUAUGGUUUGCACAAAUGUUAAGGAAUCUAUCAUAAGAAAUGUAUAGGCAUGCAGGAAGCUUGUAUUAGCUGUUUGUGUUUAUGCCAUUGGUAACUAUGUGGUGGUCAAUUGCUGAUGUCAUUUUUGUAUUUCAGCAUGUCCUUGAUUCAAUAUAAUUUCAAUGCAAGUUUACACUGAUACUAUACAGAUUUCCGCUAGACAGUUUGUGACCUUAAUUAGAAUGAAAGUGACAUUUUGUGAAAAUGCAAAGCACACAGUUAUCAUCUCCAUGUUCCCAUAUGCUCUGUCUGUAAGGUAUUGAAGUGCUUUAUAUCUAAUCUCCCUGCAGUUACUCAACAGUUUUAAUCUUGGUUUUCAGUUCUGCAUGUAACUCUCACUUAGUACACAGCCUUACUUUGUCAUGGGUUUUAAAGCUAUAGUUUCAUAUAUAACUGUGACCAAUGUAGCUGAAAUCCAGAAAACCCAACUGUUUAUGUGUGUAAGCAUGGACUAUAAACUGUGCUUCAGGUGCAAUGUAUGAUGGCGCCAAAUGCCUACUUGAAUGUAAAGUUUAAUUUCCUAGAUUCACAAGUGUGCUCUAAAUACAGUCAGCACUAUAAAGAGCCAAUGUGGGAAACCUUCACUUAAUGUAACAACAUGUAGGAAAUCAGAGGAAGGAAGGAAUGUAAACAGAAUAGGUCUCAGUAUUCAGUGUUUUCUUUUUUUAUUCAGGUUGUGGUUGCACAUGAUAUUAGGCCCAAAUCCUUUACUCUGAAAAGCUUGGUUUGAAUGCUGACAGAGUAGUACCUUGGGUUCAUUUUGUACAAGAGUUCCUGCCAGUUAAGGUAAACUGUUAUUUCUUAGUACAGCCGCAUAGUGUUUGUUGAGGUUCCAAGUGUUUCUGCUUUUUGUUAUACAACUCUUUGUGCAAUCAGAAACUAUGUGGUGCAUUGUAGUUUUUGUGGGCUCUAUGUUUUCAGGGGCCAAACAAGAAACAUAUUGUAGCAGUAGAAGAUAAAAUUGUAGGCUGGAGGUGUUAUAUUUUCUAAAUAUCGUGGCCUACUUAAUUCUUUGUAACCAUUUGCAAUAGGUCUGUCUCAUUGUACAAUCACUAGUAAACAUGUAUGCUUUAAAUGUUAAUUAGCUAUUUACAGAUAUUAAUACGGGUCUAUUUUGUAAGUAAAUACAAUAUUGUAGAGUAUCUUCCAGUCUUUUACAAAAGUGGUAAACUAAUCUGAACAACUGAAUAUUUGUCCUAUUUCUAUGUUUCAAGUGGAUUGAUUAAAAUGUUAAAUGUGAAUGUACAUUUCUUAUUGCAACUUUUAUACUGAGUGUUUGCACUAAUAUAAUUAAUUGAGCAUUAUGAGAAAAAAGGUGAAGAAAAUCAUUGCUGAAUUAAAACAUUGUUUAUAAUUUAAUAUGUGUGUUUGUGUGUGACCAAUCAGUGAAUCAGUCACAGAAAAAGUAUUGACUUACACAAAGAACUCCAAAAGUGAAUGUAAAAACAUGAAACAAUUUUUUCUCAUUAUUUCUCUGUAAUUUUAGAGUGUAUUUGGAGCUACUUGUAGACCACCAAACUCCAUUUCAAACUGUAUUGGUUAUCACAGCUGAAGGAUCUGGAUUUAACAUAGUAAAAAUGUGUAUGAUGGUACAUGGAAGAAUAUCAGAUUGCUCACUGUUCAAACUGCAGUGAAAAAAAUGUAUAAUACAGUAAAAAUAAAACUGUAUAUUACAAUAUUUUGUAAAAUGUUAGUUACACAUGGGUUGAUUACAAUGGUAAAUGUGUAUUGCAACUAUAAUUGUGUUCACUGUUAUAGUGCACAUUUCUGUUGUAAGGGUAUGUCAUAUUUUCUUAUGCAUUGUACCUAGUCUUUAAGUUAUGUUUCUGUCAUGUUUUGUUUCAAUGUUUACAACUUUGAAAAUGUUCAAAUCUUUUAUCAAAAGUUGUUCGGGUUAGAAUUGUAAACUUGGUUGUUUUUCUGCAAGGAGAAUCCACCCCUAACCAACACGUCAUCAGCAAGCGCAUAAAGGCUCGUGUGUUAUUCUUCCAUGUCGCUUCUUUUGUUUCGGCCUCUCAGUCACGCGCUGGGAAGCCGAAACAGGAGUCGACCGCUUAGAGCCUGGAGGAAGGGCUACACUCAACCAUGGACUCCCUGAGGUUUCCCCAUACAUCAAAAAUUAAAAAUAUGUGAGUAGGGGGGGUUUCCUUACCUGAGUGCUGAGCGGUCCGUAUUUAGUUCUGUGGGGUGUGUGGUCAGGCUGGAGAGGCUGGGCUCUUUCCCCCAGCGCAGUCAUGCUCUAUGGGACAAGCUGUGUCUCACCUGCUCAUUUUCAUGAAUUUUUCAAUAUUUUGGGGGGUAGGUGGCAGUGCACCACGUGGAGUGCGUUAAUCAUUAUUAUUAUUUUUCCAUUCAUUGUCUUUUGGGGGAGGUGGCCCAUAGCCACUUCCUAGCUGCAGCACUGGGAUGCAUGUAACUGUUCAUGUUUUUCCAGCCGGCCUCGCACAGGUAGCCGUCGAGCACCCAUGGACGAGGCCUCUGGCCAAAUUUAUAAUUCACUCAGGCCCAGAGCGCCCAUCACAGUCAUCAGGCCCUGAGCGCCCAUCACUGUUCAUUAAGUCAUCUGCAAUUGCAAUCAAUAAAUCAUUCAUUCAUUGUGGAUUCUCCGUGCUGAAUUGUUAUUUAGAAAAAAUGCAAUUUUGUUUUUACUUAUAAAAUAGAACAACAUUGUGCCAUGUGCCAUCAUACAGCUAUAUCUGGACAUGUUUUGGUUAAAAGCUCUUCAUUGUCCAUGUUUACAAUACAAAAAAGUAAAUAGUAUGCUGUUAGCCGUACCUUUGUUAUAAAAUAUUUCCGAUACCUGCUUUUUAAGAUGUGGUAAAAGUAAAAACAUGUAUAAUACAUGUUUUUAAAAAAAUCCCAUCAGAAGUCUAUUAUAACAGUUCAGUUCAAUUGAGUACUGGGUUUGUGUCUAUCCCACUCUCAAGGAACUCUUCUUUAAAAUCAAUUGCUUUUAACAGGUAGGAUUCUACCAAUUCUGUAAAGCUGUGAUGUUGGUACAGUAGUAAUGCAGCUAUUAUGUAGGCUAUUCCAUACCCCCUGUAAGUAGUUUGAAUACUAUAUCUCAUUUUUUAUGCAUAUCAUUUUAACACUGGACUUUUUUUACCUAAUACUUGAAUAAUGAUGAAAUAAGAGAAUCAAACUUGCAUUGCCUGUGCUAACCCUUUGCUGCCAGUGUCCAAUAUAUUUGACAUUAAGAAAAUGGGUAUUAAGUAGGUAUGGGAGCAUACCUAGGUAGUAAAGGAUUACAAUUAUAUUUUUUGAAAAAAUAUUAGAGUAAUAAGAAGAGAGAGUUGGUAAUCAAACCAGAACUACAGGUUUAAAAAGCGGCUACUCUACCACAUGUUGUCUUAUAAGAAUGCAAACAAUCUCAAACUAUUACAAAAGCCGAUGCCCAUGCACUACAUUUCAAGACGGGUUGAUUCCUGUUCAAGUGUGAAAGAGAAGCACGACAGACAGCUAAAAUGAAAUAUCUGCCAACACCUUACUGGUAGAUUUGUAUGCAUUUAAAUGGUAAAUGCUUGCCAUUAGGAUACAAAUGCUCAAUUAAACAAUGUUUUUUUCUUAUGUUAUUUUGAAUAAUAAAGGUAACAAUAGCACAGUUACAUUUAUAGCUGUACAGAGUGUUUCAAGGAAGCAUGUUGUUGUAAUGCCUAGAGACAGUGAUUCUUUAAAUAAACUUUUUUUUUUUUUUUUAAAUGUGAGAGUAUUUUAAAUAAACAUUCAUUAAAUAACCCAGUCAAGCAUCACAAAUGUUUUUGAAAAGUGUCUGUCUGUGACUUUAAGUUAGACAUUUUGGAAUUGUUGUAGUUAUCAGAAUUUGUUCAUCGGUGUUGUGAUCGGUACGAUACACUGCAAGCCAA